Messenger RNA from Gossypium arboreum, 1752 nucleotides. RefSeq names its product B3 domain-containing transcription factor VRN1-like. The record is from RefSeq and is a predicted model, not a curated record. Gene Ontology annotation, molecular function: DNA binding. The transcript is spliced from 4 exons. Bases 340 to 1458 code for a protein of 372 amino acids. Lineage: Eukaryota; Viridiplantae; Streptophyta; Magnoliopsida; Malvales; Malvaceae.
UUAGCUCAAAUUACACGUGGAUUUCCACUCAGUGAGUGAGUAAGUGAGUCCACAAAUGCGAUAAAAACUCGGCUCAACUUUUAAGCUCAAGGGUUUCUUUUAGAGCACCAGAGAAGAAAAAAGAAAAAGAAAAAUCAGUAGUAAAAAAGCAGAAAGAAGAAGGGAAGACCCAGAUCUCAAAUCUCUUUCUAUCAAUGAAAGGAUGUAAUAUAUAUAUUGUAUAUAUAGAUAGAUACACAAAGAGUAGAAUUACAUAUAAUUUGAGAAAGUAAGCUGUUGUCCUUCAAAUUCAACAUCAUUUCAUAUGGUUUUGAAAUUGAGCUGACCAUUUUCUCCAAAAUGCCACGCCCUUUUUUCCAUAAGCUUAUUCUCUCCACUACCCUUCAACACAAGAAACUGAGGAUCCCCGAUAACUUUGUUAAGAAAUUCGGGGACGAACUUUCUGUUGCUGCUGCUCUCACUGUUCCUGAUGGUCAUGUUUGGCGUGUAGGAAUAAGGAAAGCCGACAACAAGGUUUGGUUUCACGAGGGUUGGCAGGAAUUUGUAGAGCGGUACCAUAUCCGUGUUGGCUACUUACUGGUUUUCAGAUAUGAAGGGAAUUCUUGUUUCAGUGUUAGUAUAUUUAGUUUGUAUAACUCGGAAAUCAACUAUCAGACUAAUGCUUUCGUCGGUACACAAUACUAUCAUAGAAAACCGUAUCCAUUUGAAGAACUUGAAGAUGACGAAUGCAUCUCUCCGGCACUGCAGAAUUUGUUUUCUGCGUCUAAAGUUAAUAACUGCAUGAACUGGAGUGGUGAAAUCAAUUUUCGUGCGUUAAAGGGCAUGAAUAGCCAAUCUUUUCGAGGUGCAGUGCUACCAAAACCAAACAAGCCUGGGAGGAAAAAGCAGAAGUUUGAUCACGCUGAACCAGAUUCAUCUGUUGGACAAGAAUAUGAUGUGUAUACAAACUUUAGAUUAUAUGAAAGUGCUUCAGCCAGAAAGAGAUCUGUGACAACGGAAGAAAGAGAGAGAGCAAUUAACGCAGCCAAAUCAUUUGAGCCGAUGAACCCUUUCUGCAGAGUUGUCUUACGACCAUCAUAUCUAUACCGGGGAUGUAUUAUGUACUUACCAUCAUGCUUUGCUGAGAAGUAUCUAAGUGGGGUUUCGGGAUUUAUUAAACUUCAGCUUCCAGAUGGGAGACAAUGGCCCAUUCGAUGUCGUUAUAGAGGUGGCAAAGCCAAGUUUAGUCAGGGAUGGUACGAGUUUACGUUGGAGAAUAAUUUGGGUGAAGGAGAUGUCUGUAUCUUCGAGCUGCUCAGAUCAAGGGAAUUCGUGCUUAAAGUUACCGUAUUUCGUGUAAGGGAAAGCGCACCAGUCUCAAUGAAAUGCCGCCCUGAGUUAAACCAGCUAACAUAUAGUGAACAUAUCCUUCCAGAUGAUGUGAAACCGAUCCGGGUCAAUAAGAGCAUGCCAUUUUGAUGUCCAUAAAAAGCUUUUAAUGGGGGGAAGACUUUUAGUUGCGUAGAAGAGUAAAUACAAAAUUUUUCUCUUGUGGGGUUUGAUUAGGACUGUAAAUAGAGCAAUGAAGGUGAUGAUGAUGAUGAUGACGACGUUGAACUUUGAGGGAAGGAAAAUGGGGUGUUGGGCUUUGAUUUUUGUGGUCUGUUUUUGAUUGGCUUUAAAUUUUCAUUCACUGCUUUUGGCUUGAAUUCCUCAUGUUGUAGUUUUUAUGCUACUUUUUAAGUUGGGUAAAUUAUACUCGGGCUUAUUAAA